CUGGUUCUCUGGCCACUGAUGGUUUUUGUUGGUCGAAUGAUUUUGUGUCAAAUCAGCUCGAAAUUUGAACUGAGGCGUUUUUGUCGCACAACAGGAACUUCCGCUCUUUUGAAACUCAGCCAACUGAAGGCUGAUGAUUUGGGAUUUAUUGAUUCAAUUUCAGUUGAGGAAAUCGGUGGUUCUCGGGUCACUGUGGUGAGAAGUGAAGAAGGUGGUAACAAGAUAUCCACUGUGCUUCUACGAGGAAGUACUGAUAGUAUAUUGGAUGAUCUUGAAAGAGCUGUUGAUGAUGGGGUGAAUACAUAUAAGGCAAUGUGCAGGGACAGUCGGAUGGUUCCUGGAGCUACAACUACUGAAAUUGAGUUGGUUAGAAGAUUGAAAGAAUUCUCCUUUAAGGAAACAGGAUUGGAUCAAUAUGCCAUUGCUAAGUUUGCUGAAAGUUUUGAAAUGGUACCAAGAACCCUCACAGAGAAUGCUGGACUCAAUUGAAUGGAUAUCAUAUCUAAGCUGUAUGAAAAGCAUGCAUCUGGAAAUACCAAAGUGGGCAUCGACUUGAAGGGAAGGCUGUUGCGGAAAUCGUAACUAGAAGACAUUUUGAUACACAUAUCGAGUCGGAGAUGAUUUCUGCUAUUGCAGAACUUGAAAGUAAUAGACAGCCUCUUGCCAUGCAAUAUGAUAAGAAAGCCAAGGUAACUACGGUAGGAAUCAUGCAGAUUUUCCCAACAACUGCAGAGUGGUUGGUCAGGUACAAUUUUAUAUUUUCUAGUGUAGCUGCACUGGAACUAAGCUAACCCUGCUUUGGAUUAUGAAGUUCUAGUUUGAAAAUUCCUGUAGGGAAUGUCAUAUUUCAUUGUACAAAGUUGAAGAGGAUCCGGAUAUUCUAUAUAGCCCUUUGUAAAUGUAUAUUUCGGAGCAACCUACCUUAAAUGGUUAUCAAACUUCGAAAACAAGUGAGCUUUCAGGGAAGAACUUGGA
Messenger RNA from Hibiscus syriacus, 975 nucleotides. RefSeq names its product T-complex protein 1 subunit theta-like. Gene Ontology annotation, biological process: protein folding. The transcript is spliced from 7 exons. The record is from RefSeq and is a predicted model, not a curated record. Gene Ontology annotation, molecular function: ATP-dependent protein folding chaperone; ATP binding. Gene Ontology annotation, cellular component: chaperonin-containing T-complex. The coding region runs from base 19 to 489 and encodes 156 amino acids. NCBI's taxonomy places the organism in Eukaryota, Viridiplantae, Streptophyta, Magnoliopsida, Malvales, Malvaceae.